AUGCCUUCGAUCACCAACCUGGUGUGGAUUUCGGUCCCUCUUAUCCUCGCUGCUAUCGUUUAUCAACUCGGUUUCGCGACCAUCGCGACCGCGUUGCCAGAAUUUCUGACAUUGGGUAUAUUACAGGGUCUGAUCGAUGAAACACAUUGCUAUGCCUCAAUCAAGACUCUAAGCUCCUCCCAACCACAGGCCGAGUGCUUCACCGUUUCUGGAGGUAAGUUUACCAAGGUGUAUAGCGAUAAGACCACUGCUAUUGAUGCGGUGAAUGGUCAAACUGGUCACGUGAUACCUGGUCUCUGGGAUGGACAUGGUCAUCUAAUCCAGUACGGAGAGUUGCUUAACUCGGUCAAUCUCUUUGGUGCGGAGUCCAUGGACGAGGUGCAGCAGAGGUUGGUGCAUUAUAAGAACAGUCGGCCUGAGCUGGGAACCAGUCAACAGUGGGUCAGAGGUGUUGGAUGGGAUCAGGCCAAGUUCGAUGGCCGCUAUCCAGUCGCGUCUGAUCUUGAAAUCGGAGAUGACUUCAAGGAUCAGUACGUAAUGCUAGACCGCGUUGACAUCCAUUGCAUCUGGGUUUCCCAAAAGGUUUUAGAUCUACUCCCAUCUCCGCUUCCUCAGGUACCUGGCGGCGAGAUCCCCGAAAAGGGAGUGUUCUGCGACAACGCCAUGGACAUUGUAAUGCCCUACUAUCCCAGGCCAAACAAAGAAACAAAAACCAAAUUCAUCAAGGAUGCAAUGGAGGAGCUUAACAAACUUGGUAUUGUAGGGAUGCACGAUGCUGGUGUACUGUCUGCUGAUAUCAACCUCUACGAGCAAUUGGUUAACGACGAGGACUGGAAUGUUCGUGUCUAUGCCAUGCUCGAGUGUGGAACGAGGAAUACUUUCUGCCCAGAUGAGGCGCGAAGGUUCAGCACACCGAAUGGAAAAUUGCAUGCGCGUAGCGUAAAGCUAUUUGGAGAUGGUGCUCUUGGAAGCUGGGGCAGUGCUAUGAUCGAGCCGUACCGUGACAAGCCAGAAUCGUCCGGAUCACUGCUUGUCAAUGCGAGUACGCUAUCAGAUGUCACCAAAGACUGGGCCACUGCAGGAUUCCAAGUUAACAUCCACGCGAUCGGCGACCUUGCCAAUAGAAACGCCAUCGACGCCUUUUUAGGAACUCUGAAUCUUCUAUGCCCCGAAAUUUCCCCCCGCCAAUGCCAAAAGCAAAAUCGAUUCCGCAUCGAACAUUCUCAGAUCAUUCAUCCCGACGACCAAAUUCGCAUGUUCGAGUUCGGUAUUAUUCCAUCUAUCCAGCCUACACACGCAACCUCAGACAUGCCGUAUGCGGAGUCUCGACUGGGUAAAAAGCGAACGAAGGAAGAAGCAUAUCUUAUGCGUAGCCUUCUUAAGUUGAAUCCCGUACUUGGCAGUGACUUUCCUGUUGAGCCUGCAAACGUCUUUGAAGGCAUUUACGCAGCAGUGACGCGGCGAAGCCCGCACACAGGGCUCAAUUCGACAGGUGGUACAGAUGGAUGGUAUCCCGCGGAGACUCUCACGCUCCAGCAAGCUCUCAUAGGUUUCACUGCGAACCCCGCGUACGCUUCUUUCCUUGAAGGUAAAGCAGGUGUCAUACAGACGGGAGCCUACGCGGACUGGGUGGUACUCGACGAGCCACUAGACACCACGGACGUGGAGUCAUUACGGAAGGUAACAGUAAAAGAGACGUGGGUGGCUGGGAAGAGAGUGUACAAGCGCCCUGAAGCUGAAGAUCUUCCGCCUCACGGGUCCUCUGAGAGUGGGUGA
Aaosphaeria arxii CBS 175.79 is the source of this 1776-nucleotide messenger RNA. RefSeq lists its product as uncharacterized. Bases 1 to 1776 code for a protein of 591 amino acids. NCBI's taxonomy places the organism in Eukaryota, Fungi, Ascomycota, Dothideomycetes, Pleosporales. The record is from RefSeq and is a predicted model, not a curated record. Gene Ontology annotation, molecular function: hydrolase activity, acting on carbon-nitrogen (but not peptide) bonds. The transcript is spliced from 3 exons.